This is a messenger RNA of Thyridium curvatum, 9687 nucleotides long. RefSeq lists its product as uncharacterized. The record is from RefSeq and is a predicted model, not a curated record. NCBI's taxonomy places the organism in Eukaryota, Fungi, Ascomycota, Sordariomycetes, Thyridiales, Thyridiaceae. Gene Ontology annotation, biological process: fatty acid biosynthetic process; secondary metabolite biosynthetic process. The transcript has 10 exons. The coding region runs from base 1 to 9687 and encodes 3228 amino acids. Gene Ontology annotation, molecular function: oxidoreductase activity; fatty acid synthase activity.
AUGGCUUCCAUAACCCCUAUUGCCGUUAUCGGCAUCGGAUGCAGACUUCCAGGAGGUGUCGGAAGCCCGGAAGAUCUCUGGGAUCUCCUCAGCGAAGGCCGGACAGGUCUUUCGGAGAUCCCCGCUGACCGUUGGAACGUCGACGCCUUCUAUCACCCCGAUCCAGAGGCAAGGGAAGCCCUCAACACUAGGAAAGGAUAUUUCCUGAAACAGAAUGUUGCAGAAUUCGACGCCAGAUUCUUUGGCUUCUCUACGGCGGAAGCCGAGCAAACUGAUCCGCAACAGCGCCUUGUGCUUGAGACUACAUAUGAAGCGCUCGAGAAUGCCGGAAUCCCGUUGGAGACCCUCAAAGGCUCAGACACUUCUGUUUUCAUUUCAGUAUUUGCUCGAGACUACGACCGUAUGACGUGGAAAGACCUGCCUAACGUUCAGAAACACGCUAUCACCGGCAAUGGCGAGGCGAUCCUAGCCGCUAGGAUUUCUUAUGUUUUUGAUCUAAGGGGAGGCGCGAUGACUAUCGACACCGGUUGCUCCGGGAGCUUGGUAGCAGUGCACCAAGCGUGUCUUUCCUUGAGAAGCGGAGAGUCACGCAUGGCUAUUGCUGGAGGGACCGAGUUGUUACUCCACCCCGAUCAGUUUGUUCCCUGGAGUUAUAACGGGAUGGCGAAUCCGGAAGGACAAUGCUUUGCCUUUGAUAGCCGAGGUGCUGGGUAUGGGCGCGGCGAGGGUGUGGGCACUGUUAUCCUCAAGCGUCUAAGUGACGCUAUCCAGGACGGAGACCCAAUCCAUUCGGUAAUCCUAAACUCGGGCAUAAAUCAAGACGGGAAGACUGCUGGAAUUCUUCUCCCCAAUGCCGAGGCUCAGUCUGCAUUGGUAAAGCAUGUCUACCAGUCCGCAGGGCUUGAUCCAGCGAAUACUCUGUAUGUUGAGGCUCACGGGACAGGCACACAAGCGGGCGAUAAGGCGGAGAUCCACUCAAUAGCGGAGGCCAUCUCGAAGGAAAGACCAAGCCAGGAUCUCUAUGUUGGCUCUGUGAAAGCAAAUAUCGGACAUCUGGAGGCGUCUAGUGGUAUUGCGGGCUUUAUCAAGGCUGUUAUGGUGCUGAAGAAGGGCCAGAUCCCACCUCAGCCAAACUUCGAAAAUGAGAAGCCAGGCCUGAAUUUGAAAGCGAGAGGAAUCAAGAUACCCACUGAGCUUACGCCCUUGUUACCAAGGGGCUAUGCCGGCCCCCAACGAGUGUCUGUCUCCUCGUAUGGCUAUGGUGGAACCAAUGCGCACGUCGUGCUGGAGUCCAUUCACACGAUGCUGGAUCGGGAAAUGUCCGUUCGCCGUUCUCUCGUUGAACCCUUACAUAAUGGCGUAGCAAAUGGAUACACAGAGCGUCACACAAAUGGCGUUACUAACGACAGUAUUUCCCUCGUCAACAAAAGCCAGAGGGCGUUCCUUUUCCCUCUAACAGCCCACGCCGAAGCGGCGCUAAAGGCCCUUCCCUCCAAUAUGAUGCAAUGGAUGGCAACCGGUAAAAGGACUCAAGAGGACCUUGGGAGUCUUUCAUACACCCUGUGUUGUCGACGAUCUUUGUUUCGAUGGAGAAGUGCCAUUGUUGCCUCAACAGUCCAGGAGUUACAAGACACACUGGCUGCACCACUGCAGAAGUCACGAGCGGCUACCUCGACUACGCUAAGUUUUGUCUUCACGGGGCAAGGGGCUCAGUGGCAUGCUAUGGGCAGAGAGCUUAUCUCAACGUCAUCCAUAUUCCGAACCUCAUUGGAGGAUUCCAAUACCAUUUUGAAGGAGCAUGGCUGCUCUUGGGACCUCUUGGCUGAACUUCAAAGGGACGAGCAAAAGUCUCGUGUUGGAACAGGGGAGCUUGCACAGCCGAUAACAACAGCUAUUCAGAUCGCCUUGGUGGACCUGUUCGCCAUUGCUGAUAUUAUCCCGGAUAAGGUCGUUGGUCAUAGCUCUGGCGAGAUUGCUGCCGCCUACGCCGCCGGACGGUUAGAUCGGUGCGCUGCCAUUCAAGUUGCUUUUUUCCGGGGACAGUACUCAGCCCAAGCGAGGACUGCCAAUGAAGUGCCUGGGGCCAUGCUUGCCGUUGCAGGUGGGGAGAAGACUGUUGCCCCAUUACUCGACAUAGUGUCCGCGAGUGGCAAGGGGCGGCUCUCAGUCGCUUGCGUCAACAGUCCAGACAGUGUGACUGUUUCAGGAGAUGCCACUGCAAUCCGAGAGCUAGAGAGAAUGAUGGAGGUUGAAGUUCGCUUGCAGACUCGAGCUCUCAAGGUUGACACUGCCUACCACUCCUAUCAUAUGGAAAAGGUCGCCUCCGCCUAUCUUUCCUCCCUUCAAGGGGUGAAGUGGAUCGAGAAGCCUGCAUCGGAAGUCACUUUCUACUCGGCCGUCACGGGAGGCAUCAAGAAUUCUAACUUUGGUGCGGAGUAUUGGACUGAGAAUUUGGUGUCUCAAGUUCGGUUCAGCCAAGCACUCGAAACUAUGGCUUCUGACCUCAUCAAGCAUGGACCGACAACGAAAGAUCAGGCCAAUGUGUUGAUUGAGAUCGGUCCACAUUCAGCGCUCCAAGGACCGAUCCGACAGACCUUAUCCCAGUUUCCUGGUCUUACGUACACUUACUGCCCGUCGCUCGUCAGGAAGAAGGAGGCAGAUAGGACUGUUCUGUCAACUGCUGCUCGGCUAUUUGAACUCGGGCUUCCGGUCAGACUGGAGCGUCUUGUUAGUCUACAGGAUGAUGAUACUCCCAGGCGCUGCCUCAGCGAUCUACCACCGUAUCCCUGGGAUCAUUCUCGACAGUAUUGGCGGGAGUCGAGGUUGAGCCGAGAUCACCGAUUGCGCCAAUUCCCUUAUCACGAUCUCCUCGGGCUUCUAGAUGUCAUGAGUCCACUCAAGGAACCACGCUGGAGGUACCACAUUGGUGUGGCGCGCCUCCCAUGGCUGAACCACCAUGUGGUCGAGCGACAGGUCAUUUGGCCUGGGACUGGAUAUAUGUGUAUGGCCAUUGAGGCCAUGAAGCAGCUUGUGCGACUGCGCAGCCCGGAAAGCACGGUUGUAAACCUUACUAUGAAGGACUUUGAGGUUGCGAAAGCAGUCAUCGUCCCCAGCGAGCAAUUUGACGGGCACAGCUCUGAGGUCGAGGUCCAGCUCAUCCUGUCAUCUGCCGAGAAUGCCAGUGAAGACAGUGGCUGGGAAUCUCUCCGAAUCAUGUCCGCACUGCCCGACGGCUCAUGGGCGCAAAACUUCUCGGGGAUGAUCCGCGCCGAUUUAUCGUCUAUUGGCAACCUAGGAGAGACUGAAUGGGCUGCAGACGACAGCAUCACUCACUUAGCACAGUCUCUCGAGGACCUCAAGAGGAUCCGUUCACAGGCCACCACCCAGGUCGAUCCAAACACUCUGUAUUCAGCCAUGGCAGCAGCGGGCAAUGAAUUUGGCCCGAGCUUCAUGUCACUGAAGGAAGUCAGCAUUGGUAAGCGAGUCGGCUUUGCAAAGAUGAUUGUGCCAGACAUCGGUCUCUACAUGCCCCGGUCUGUGUACCAACCACAUACCAUUCACCCAGCCGUCCUCGAUGUUCCAAAUCACGUCAUGGGUCUGUUAUUCUACGAAGAGUGCUGCAAGGCAGCGGUCAUGCCUACCACUACAUCAGAGUUCAGUAUCUCAACCGAAGUUACCAUCAACCCCAGCGAUGAAUUGCUCAUCGCUUGUGAGAUCAUGCCUGAGGGCAAAAGGUCUGCUCAAGGCAAAACAUGGCUUUUCAAGGAACUUGACAACGGCCAAAGGAUUGGCCUUAUCUGUGCUACCGACUCGAUACGGUUGCGUGCUGUCGGCGAAGAGGCCAACAACGAGUCCGACAAGCCUUUCAGCCGAAAAAAGAAUUAUCGCGUGGCCUGGGGCGAUCAUAUCGAUUGUCUCACAGAGUCAGCAUAUCACGGAUUAGUGACCUCAGCAUAUGUCAAUCCAGAGGGUCGGCUCAGCAUUGGCGACCAGCUUAAGCUCAACGAUCAGGCUGCAUCGAUCUACCUCGAAAGAGCUCUGACCGAGCCAAUCUCUAGACCCAAAUCGGCAGCCCCGCAUCUUGACAUCUUUCAUGAUUGGAUUACAGACUACUUGGGCUCGUCUCGUCAGAAAACCUUGCUAGCAGGUAUAGAGACUGAGAUCGACAAAGACGAGCUGCUCCAGAGGUCUGUCGCGUCGGGUAUCGAAGGCCAAAUGCUGGCCCGGGUAGGCAAGCAUCUCCCAGCUAUCCUUCGCGGCGAACUACACUCUCUCAAUGUAAUGAUCGAAGACGACUUGUUGAACAAGUUCUACAUGGACGGGCCUUUGGAAGCUUCCAACGUGCAGGCAGCCGAAUUUGUGCGACUGCUUGCCCAUAACAAGCCGCAUAUGGCUGUGCUUGAAAUUGGAGCGGGUACUGGCGGUACCACUGCCUCAAUACUUCGAAGCCUGGACGCUUACGGCGAGUCCCUUCUCGAGAAGUACUGCUACACCGAUAUCUCUGCCGGGUUCUUCGAGCAUGCGGAGAAGAAGUUUGCCAAAUGGAGGCGGUUUCUCGACUUGAGAACUCUUGACAUCUCAAGAAAUCCGCUUGACCAAGGGUUUGAACCUAACACAUACGACCUUAUUGUGGCUUCCAAUGUCAUCCACGCGACUCCGCGUAUUUCUGCAACACUGGCACAUGUCAGAUCGCUACUAAGAACUGGGGGACGUUUUGUAUUAGUGGAGAUGACAAGACCUACUGUUGCAGAGGGGAUGAUCUUUGGAACACUCUCCGGGUGGUGGGCGUCUGAAGAUGGGCGCACAGGCUCUCCCUUACUGGCUCGAGAGGGCUGGCAUGAUGCGCUCCAGAAGGCCUCUUUUGAUGGUAUCGAGUUCGCUUCCUACGAUCACGAUGGCCCGUACCCAAGAACAUCAGUCAUCAUUUCAAAGGCGGUGGAUAUUGAACUCAGGGGCGAGCCAGAUGCUGAACUCUCGGAGGCUAUCGUGAUAGAAGGUCCUUCAAGCACACAGUCAGCUCCCUUCACCACCGCUGUUAUCUCCAAGCUAAAACAGCACGGGCUUCACUGCUCGAUUGAGAGAUGGGACCGGCUGGAGGUGCCGGUAUCCAACGCAGACAGCAAGAUCGUCAUCAUCUUGGACCACCUCGAAAAUCCCCUACUGGCUAGUCCAAAUGAUGCUGUGUUUGAAAAGAUCAGGAGGCUUCUCAUGACCAGUCAAAGAGUCUGCUGGGUUACAUAUCACGAAUCGACCGACGCGAACAUCUCCGCCAUGGGCGGCCUGGCUGUCGGCAUGGCACGGUCCAUACGGCGCGAGAAUGAACAGAUGCGGCUUAUAACGCUCAACAUCGAAGACGCCGUAGCGGAAGGCACCCUGUCUGGUCCGUCGGGCUCUGUCGCAAAGGUUGUGAGCAUCUGUCUCAACCCUGACCCCAAGACUGGCAUAGUGGACGACUCUGAGUUCGCACUUCGCCAAGGUCGCUUGAUGAUCCCGAGACUGCACGCAGAUGUGGAGUUCAAUACUUGGGCUAAUCGUGUGAAUUGCCACGGAAGAGUCGAGCCUGGAUCAUUCCAGGGCAGUGGUCCGCUCAAACUGGAGGUGCAGGUUCCGGGCCUACUCAGCAGCCUUUGCUUCACACAUGACCACGCUCCGACGCUAGCUCUGGCUGAUGACGAGAUUCAGCUGGACACAAGGGCGUUUGGUGUCAAUUUCCGGGAUGUCUUCAUAGCGCUCGGCCAGAUGCCGCCGGGAACACCUAUGGCAGGCGAGGUUGCUGGAGUCGUCACCGCCGUCGGGUCAGGAUAUUUCGUCCAAAGGACGUACAAAGUGGGCGAUCGAGUCAUCGGCCUCCUUGGAGUGCCAUAUUCGAGCCAAACAAGGGUCAAAGGAGUUCACUGUCAGCUACUGCCAGACUCAAUCAGCCUUACAGACGGUGCUUCCAUAUACACAGUCUAUUUGACGACCUUCUACAGCUUAGUGGAGGUUGCAAGGCUGGAGAUGGGACAGAUUGUUCUUAUCCACUCAGCGUCUGGAGGUGUUGGCCAGGCUGCGAUACAAAUUGCACAGCUCAUAGGCGCCGAGGUGAUCGCCACUGUGGGCAGCGUCGAGAAGCGCAACUUCAUCACAAAGGAAUACGGCAUUCCGAAAAGUCAUAUUUUGUCGUCCCGCUGGUCUCCUAACACCAUGAGGCGCAAGAUCAUGCAGUUGACUGAGAACAAGGGAGUCAAUGUGGUGCUCAAUUCAUUGGCUGGAGAGGUGCUGGCUGAAAGCUGGGACUGCCUAGCUCCCCUCGGUGUCCAUAUUGAGCUCGGGAAGACAGAUAUCUACAGGAAGAGCAGUUUGAGCAUGGCCCCAUUCGACAGAAACCUGACUUUUGCCGCAGUCGAUCUCACGGUGCUCCUUGCGACGAUCCCGAUGAAGAUGUUUACGCUCCUUGGGAGGAUACUGCAGUUAUUUGACCAACAAAAGCUGACGCCUGUACGGCCAUUGAACGUCCUUCCGAUCAACCGAAUUGAGUCGGCUUUCAGACUCAUUGCGGAGAGGAAGCACAUGGGCAAAGUGAUCCUCGAGGUACCGCAGAAUCAAGAAUCACUGGUAAACGUCGUCCUCCAACCUCCGCCUAUUUCCCAACUAUCGGCAAGCGGAACCUACCUCGUUGCUGGAGGUCUUGGUGACCUUGGCCAGAGGAUCUGCAAGCUGCUCGCUAGCUUCGGGGCGGGACACAUCGUGACACUGUCACGUAGGUCACUUGACAAGACUUCUCUCCACGAUCUGGAGGAUCAAGUCAGCAGGCUAGGUGGCAAGUUGUACGUAGUUCAAUGUGAUAUUACCGACAAAGACAGCAUCUCUCGGGUACAGGAAUAUUGUCGGAUGUCUUCAUUACCUCCAGUCCGGGGCAUCAUACACGGCGGAAUGGUCUUGAAAGAUCGGCCGUUCGCUAGUAUGAGGCUUGAGGACUGGGCUGCAGCUCUCGGACCAAAGGUUACAGGUACGAUCAACCUGAACGACACGUUCCAGUCUCCAGAGCUGGACUUCUUCAUUACUCUGUCUUCAGUCAGCGGCAUAGCAGGCAGGCUUGCCCAAGCCAACUACUCUGCCGGAAACUGUUUCCAAGACGCCUUCGUGCAUGCACAAAACGGCAGAACGCGCACGCGAUACUUCACCAUCAACAUUGGCGCGGUGACAGGUUCAAAGUCUAUCGCCUCCAUGACGGCAAGCGCAGCACAGCAAGAGCUGAUGCAAUCGGCAAGCAUGACCUUUACGGAGCUCUUCCAAGUUCUACAGUACGCCAUGGACCCUAGCACUGCCUUCGAUGGCUGCGCUCAGUCAGCCAUGGGCUUUGAUCGACUAUCGCUGCUGUCACAGGACCACUUCGCAGCCGCGAACCCCUUCUUCGGCAUGUUACCAUACACGGAAGACGCAAGCUUGAGUAAGUCUCAGGAGUCGAACCCUACGCGUGACAUCGGCAGCGCCCUACGGAAUGCUUCCUCGAUGGAUGAGGCCGUCGAGGUGAUUUCGCAAGCUAUCGGCGAGAAGUUCGUCGCUUUUAUCAACAGAGACCUUGAAGACAUCAGUUUCGAUAUGCCUCUGUCGUCUUUUGGCAUGGAUUCUUUGGUCUCUAUUGAACUGAAAAAUUGGAGUAAGUUCUCUUUUGUAAAACGUUGUCAGACUGAAUACGGUUAUUCUCUCAGUAUUAGCGCUAACGUAUCGUACUUCAAAGUGAUGCGCACCUUCAGCGUGGCCCUUCAAGCCUCGGAGCUCAAUGGGCCAGCCAGCAUCUUGGCUCUUUCUCGAACUCUCGCCACUAGGUCCACACUUCUCAAUCCUGCUGUCCGAAACAAGUCAACUCCCGACGAGCGAGCGGAAGAGCAAAACUCUGCCCCAGUUGAAGAGCCGAUAAAGCAGGAUCAAGGUCACGGGUAUGACUGUUGUCGUCAAUUCGAACAGCUUCCCAAGCAGCCUAUUCCCGACUUCGACGAAGCUAUGCAAGACCAUCUCGAAAAUGCAGGACACUUUGCUGCUGACUCAGAAGAGCUCGAGUCAUUCCGCCAGAUCCUGAACGAGUUCACUACCCACGGGAGUGUUGGCCGUCGUGUCUACGAGCAGCUUGUCAGGGAGGCUCAGGAUCCGUCUAUAGAAAAUUGGUCAGCCGACUACGUCCUCAACUCCAUUCAUGUUAACUUUCGCCACGGACUCCCUUAUUCAAGCUUUCUGCUUCUCCAGCCCGACGGAAAGUUUCCGCACUCUCAGGCUGAGCGGGCGGCCCUGCUAGCUACAGCAGCAUAUGACUGUAAGGAGGCUCUGGAGACAACAGGCCAGGUUCCUGGAAAGUGGAUGUUUGGAACGCCCCAGUGCAACCACCAGCAGGAAUGGAUGUUCGACGCUGUUCGGGAGCCUGCUAUGGGUUGCGACAUCAGCCGGAAGUAUUCAAGCAAUCAUCUUGCUGUGUUGCGGAACGGCCAUGUCUUUCGCAUUCCUUUUGUUGAGAAUGGCGUCCGGGUAUCAUACAGUCGACUCAAGAACGCCCUAGAACACAUCCUACAAACGGCAGGCGAGAAGUCCUGGGCAGGCAUACUUACCGUUGACAACAGGGACUCUUGGGCUAAGGCUAACCAGGUUAUUAUGGCGCAGAGACGGCAGGAACUGUUAGCAUUCGACGUCCGGAACGUUGCAUUCUUCAAAGCGAUUGAGGAAGCCACCCUGGUCCUCAAUUUAGACAACGGCACACCUACAAAUCUCACUGAGCAUCUCACACAAUCCAUGCUCCAUGCCGGGUUCAAUCGCUGGUGGGAUAAGGCGAUGCAAUUUGUGGUCACGGAGAAUGGCAAGUCUGCUGCCAUCUUCGAACAUUCUCGUAUUGAUGGCGUCACGCCACUUGGCUUGUUAUACCAUCUCCGCGAUGCGAUCAGUUCUCACAGGCCCUCAACUACCAAUGGCGUGGAAAGCUCAGAGAGCGGAGUGAGCAUGGUGGAAGAAUUGCAGCUUUUCACGAACGAGGAUGUUGAGUCGCAUAUCAGCAACCUCCGCAGCCGAUACACAAACAUGCUGUCGCAGCGUGAAUUCAUAACCCACACCACGAGCGAGUUUGGUAAGACCUUCCUCGUCAGUCAUAGCAUCCCUAUCAAGGGUGUGGUAGAGGCAACAAUCCAGCUAGCGAGCCGUCUUUACCACGGUGGUUGGAACCCGGAGAGCUGGGAGGGCGUGUCCCUUGCCCACUAUCACAAGGGCCGUCAUGACAUGAUCCAGACCGUGUCCAAAGUGGUCGACGACUUCUGCUCAGUUGCUACAGAUGAUUCCGUCCCAGCCUCGCAGCGCAAAGCGCUCAUGCUCAGUGCCGCGAACGACAUGAGCGCAGGUGUAAAGAAGGCAAUGGAGGGCAAGGGAUACUUCCGACUUUUCAACAUCAUCAACGCAAUAUGGCCCAAGGACGAGCCGCGGCCAGAUUAUUUCAACCAUCCGGUCAGCCGCCGUAUCGAGUCUUUUACUCUUGUCGUUACCAUGUUGGACGCUGUGGCUCCUGGAGCAGCCGCUAUGCCCGCGAAUCCUGGGUCGAUGAGAAUCAGGUACGCCGUUGGCGACGACGACAUUACCUUUGGAGUUCUUGGACCGAAGGGCAAAGUUCGCGAGUGGAGCAGGUGUUUUGAUACUGCCGCUACAAUCAUUAAAACCCUCAUUCUAUCCGGAUGA